Molecule: messenger RNA, 3465 nt
Organism: Podospora pseudocomata
Lineage: Eukaryota; Fungi; Ascomycota; Sordariomycetes; Sordariales; Podosporaceae
Exons: 4
Coding region: 331-3213 (960 amino acids)
Source: RefSeq, a predicted model, not a curated record
CGGGACGAAAGACGGUGAAGCGCAAAAACUAAAAGUGAUGCUUGUGAUUGUGAGAACUGGUGGAUAUCUCGAUAUGCUUGGCAUUGUAAUUAUAGGCUGGGCUGCAGGCGGGCACGCAGGGCAUGGCACCCCUGAAAAAGCCGUCCGUGCUCACUCAGCGCUGCAGCUGCCGGCCGGUGGACGUCAGGCGAGGCCAAACGGCUAAUCUAAUCAAUUUCGCGACAAGACAUCUGGAACAGCACCUCUUCAUGCAACUGGACAUCAGUCGUUCAACGAGAUAACGCCGUCUGCGCUGCUUCGAGUUGUGCUCGAGAUGCAGCCAAACAGACCAUGGAUUUUUGGUCGCGCCUCCUAGCACACACGCCGCUGUCGUCGGCAAGCUCCCGGAAGGACUUCGCAAAGGAUCCUGCCCGUCGCCUACACCGUUUCGAGAAGGAAUACAGUCAGCUAUUGCACACAUGGCGUCACUCCUCCAACCUCGCCCACGAUGAUGAAGCCGCCGAACAAAUCGAGAUCAGACUCCAAGAAUUGACAAGUCUCCUCAGUGACGAGUCCAGACGUCCCCUCCCACAUCCAUGUAUUUCCUUUGCUGCUGCAAAGCAAGUUUAUAUCCCGGUGGCCAAAAUCGCCACCAGCUCCUACAACGAAUGGAUCAUCAAGGAGGCAGUGCUCUUCUUCGCGACGCUGAUCGAAAGCGAGGAGGAAGCCUUUGUGGAGAACGACAACUUCUCCGGCAGCUUGACGAACCUGCUGGUGCGCAUAACUGGCGCAAACAGCAUACGCCUCAGUGCCGAGAUUGAGGCCCGUAUCGUUGAACUGGCUUUCAACAUCACGACUAAGAUCCGUCUGAAUCCCGAGAUACUGCCCGCCUGGUUCAAGUCCCACCACCACGGUCCACAUGAUGCCAAACAUGUUGACGACCAUGAUAAGUUCACGGGGAAGACCCAAAAACAGGACUUCCCCCUCUUUUAUCUGUUGAUGGACUACAUCCAUCAUGAGGGCAAGGUGGGUGACUUUGCCAGGACCGGUCUGCUUUAUAUCAUCGAAGCGGCAUCAAGCUCGGUUCUGCUCGAACAGUGGAUUGUCGAGAGCGAUUUGUCAACGCUCAUGGCCACGGGAUUGGGCGCUCUGUAUAGUCAACUGAGCCGCAAGCUCGUGAUCGACCACCCAAGCAACGAAGUGCCCCCUUGUCUUGCAUUAUCUGACUACGAACAUCCGAAAUCAAACUACGAGAUUGUGAGCUCCUGCUCACCCGAGUUUUUAUCUCAUGUGGACACAUUUCUCUCCCAUCUGCUCUUCUGGCAGGAUGUUCUGAAUCAUUGUAAGUCUGUCGAAGUCAAAUCGACCUUGUUGGAGCACUUCCAAGUCAUCUUUCUGCAGCAACUUUUAUACCCUUCGCUGCUUGAGUCUUCCGAUGUGGACGGUGGCUCGUCGGUGGCCGUCUUGACUUAUCUUCGCCGCAUUUUGGAAUCUGUUGAUCAUCCCGACAUGAUCAACCUCAUUCUUCAUUACCUUCUUGCUUUACCCGACGUUGUAUCGCCCGCACCUGCUGAUUCUGGCGACAUUGUCAGCGCUGCUCGGAAACGGAAAUCACUGGACCUGGCUACCAUGAUGGCCUCCAAAAGCGAGGAGGCAGCUGACCCCUUGCUCUUCAACCUUGUUGACCUUAUACGCGCCUGUCUCCGUUCUCAGAAUCAUCAAACUGUUCAUGUGACUCUCCAACUUGUAUCGACGAUUCUUAAGAGACAUCACCGAUACGCAGUCACCACACUCCUCGACACAGAAGGUGUGCUCGAUGAGUCUCACCACCGAACAGCCGGAGCCCAGGCGCAAGAAAUUGACUAUCUGAUGGCAUUGGCUGGUACCAUUGGCGGCGAUGACAUUUUUAACGAGCUCUACGAGAACCUACUCAGGGACACAUUGGGACGUGUAGAAAACCACCCCUGCUCAACGCCGUUGAUCACGCCCAAGACUUCAACAAAUAACCACCAAUUACCCGCCGUGCCAGACAGUCUUCCCAGUGCACCUCGGAGCGUCCGAUCACAUACCCUUCGCCCAGAAGACCCUCUACUAAACAUAAUGCUUGACCGGCUGGAAACGUUUUUCACCAACCCGGUAGAAACCAACCUAUGCCUGACGGAAGCCGUUAUCGACCUUGCUGUGUGCGGCUACAUGCAUCUAGAAGGGUGGUUCUUGAGAAGCCCACAAAGCUACCAUUUCGACGAGGAUGACGAGGAAGACGAGGAGCUGCCUCUUCCUGACCCGUCCCUGGAUCCCGAGUCCCAGGAAUACGCCGAAUACGUCCAAAUGCAGCAGCUGAAGGAGUGCCGGCGGCGUCCCAAGUGGAACCAGUCAAGCCUUCCCCGCUUGCUCAAGGUUCUCCAGCUUCUUUGCGACCAGGUUGAGGCAUACCGGGAGCAAGUUCCACGAUUUGAUGACCUGCUUCAGCAACGCCGAGAGGCUUUCCAGAUUGCUGAUCACGCUCCUCCUAUUCCUACCCCGUCCCGGGCUAGAACCCCGUCUUCCCAAGCACCGACAGUCGCGGGCACACCGUCCAUUGAAAAGGGCAUGUUUGACGAGGCUCGCAACCCAUCUAGGGAGCGACCUUCUGGCCUCGAGGUGUUUGCCCAGCGCAUAUUGUCUGAGCUCGGUACACCCAGUCGCUCGGGCAGUCCCCGUGGCAGGAAGGAGACCAGACGGGUGGCUUCAGAACGGGUUGUACCGAUGAACGAUGCCACGCUUCUCCGGACACCUAUCCCCAACCGGUCCUUCUCGCCCACCAGCGUAGCAAGUGCCCCAGCGCCUAUAUCGUGGGAUAACCGGGGCGAUAUCCUCAACUCGCAAGCCAAGGCUUUCCAGGCGAUUGAUCAGAGUAUCUUGGCGAGGAGGAUUGGAAUCCCGGAGGUCAAGCCGCCAGUGGAUCCAAUUACAUUGAGCUAUGAUAGGAAACCAGCUACUGUCUCGGCCGACUCUGCGGAGGGCGGGGAGGAUGCAUCUGAUGACGCUGAAGGUGAAGGUGAAGGAGGCGGGGAGGAUGCAUUGUUGGCACCGUCUGAGGACGGGGAGACGGAUGCGGGGACCGUCGUGGAGGAGAAGACGGUGUCGGUAUCACAUGUGCUGACGAAUGUGGUGCUGCUGCAGAGCUUUUUGUUUGAGAUGGCGAGCGUGGUGCAGGUGAGGGCUGGGUUGUUUGAUGAGGUGAGGUAUACUUGAAGGAAGGGGUAUAUAUGUUUGAGGUGAGUAGGCACAGCAUGGGGCAACAACAGUCAGUCGGGGGAUGAAUUGCAUUUGUAUGGCGUCUAUUUUAUCACAAGGCCCGUUUAUAUCACUAGUAACUUUUUAUUGCUUGGCGGUUUUUGAUCAUCUUUAGUUUUCUAGUCGUUUAUGUAGAGAGAUGAGGCAUAUAUACUUCUUUCACCCUCAGGUGGUAAUGUACUGCGGUUGCAUGUUCCAUUGUACUUCAUU